Messenger RNA from Homalodisca vitripennis (glassy-winged sharpshooter), 5620 nucleotides. It is a transcript of the gene nwk, whose product is annotated as protein nervous wreck. The record is from RefSeq and is a predicted model, not a curated record. Gene Ontology annotation, cellular component: neuromuscular junction; recycling endosome. Gene Ontology annotation, molecular function: protein binding. NCBI's taxonomy places the organism in Eukaryota, Metazoa, Arthropoda, Insecta, Hemiptera, Cicadellidae. The transcript is spliced from 21 exons. Gene Ontology annotation, biological process: neuromuscular synaptic transmission; regulation of actin filament polymerization. Bases 29 to 2971 code for a protein of 980 amino acids.
GAGUGCUAUUCCAGUUCAUGUCGGGACCAUGCAGCCUCCUCCGAGAAAAGGAAAUUACGCAAAGUUCCUCAAGAAUCUACAUGCAGAGCAGCUUGCCAAACUACAACUGAAAAACCAGAAUGAGUGUGAGCUUCUCGACGACAUUAGGAAUUUUAUAAUUAAACGAUCAGCUAUUGAAAAGUCCUACUCAGAGGCACUCCUCAAGAUUUCGUCAGCAUUCCUGAACAAAAAAAUUCCCAACAUACCUGAUAUAAAGACUGAAGGAUCGGAGGAAAAAUGGAAUAUGUGGAACGUGUGGCGGACAGUGCUGGAGGAGAACGAGAAACUUGCACGUGCUCGUCUCGCAGCAGUCGAAGUCUUCUCACAACACGUUGCAGAUGAGGCAAAAGUGUUAAGACUACACAAAAUUAUUAAUGCAAAAAAGUGUAUAGACCACUUAGCUGUUGUCCAAAAAGAACUUCAAACCUGUGUUCAAGACAUAGACAAAACCAAGAAACUCUACUUCGAUGAAGAACAUAGUGCUCAUGACGUCAGGGAUAAAGCAAAGGAUAUCGAGGAAAAGCUGAAGAAGAAGAAGGGUUCAUUUUUUCAAUCAAUAACAUCUCUUCAGAAAAACAGUGCAAAGGUAACUUCUAAAAGGGACCAGUUAGAAGAGAAAUCGUCGGGAGCUCGUAAUGAUUACUUGUUAAGUCUAGCGGCAGGCAAUGCUCAUUCAGUAAGAUACUUUGCUGUUGAUCUUCAAAAUACAAUUCAGAUAAUGGAGGCUAACGUGUACGAGAGGGUUGCAGACUACCUAAUGCUGAUAGCUCGAACGGAACUGCUCACUUGCACAGCUACCCAGACAUCCUUUGGACGAAUCAAGGAACAAGCUCAUCAAUUAAGCCGAGACUACAAUAUUCAGUGUGUUUACCUGUUUUAUCCAGUAUUAAAACAACACAUAACUUAUGAUUUUGAACCGUGCGACAAUGACACAAUAGACAAAAUAACAGCUGAACACACAUCUGCAGUAGAGACUCUUAGGAAAGAGGCCAAAAGGUGGGCAACAAGGAUUGCAAGAGAAAACAAUAAUAUCAGGGAAUCGUCCCGAAAACUUCAAGUCUUCCAAGCUCUAAGGGAUUCUGGACAAAAGAAUGAUCCAAACGAUCCUAAUGGGCCUGAUUUAGAAACAAAAAUAGAUGAACUUAGACAAUCAAUUCGAAGAUCUGAGACAGCUAAAGUGAAAGCUGAAGCAAGGAUAGAAUAUUUGAGAGCUGGUGGAGUGAAUGUGGAUGAAUGGAUGCAAGAGGUAGACAACUUGAGUGUACAAGACCUGCCUCGCUCAGCCAGCUCUAUGUCUGUACACACGGAUGCUUCUGGCACUGGGGAGCCACCUGGGUCAGACUCUAUGUAUGACAGUGACUUCAAUGAUGCCAGCUCUGAUAUGGUCGGAGGAGUAGAGAACAAAGAACGUUCUGAGGAAGAUAAUGAGAGACCAGAUUCAGCUGAAGUAGAUGGAGAAUGGGCCAUGCUGGAGCAGGAGAGGCAGAGGAUAGAGCAGCUAACAGCUGGCUGGGAUGACCCGACUCAGGUGGAUUGGGGACCCGAGGAGUCUAGUGAGGUGACAACUGACACUGCUGUUACUGUAGUAGCCAACACAACUGAGAACAUUGAGACCUACAAAUGUACAGCGCUCUACUCCUACACAGCCCAGAAUCCAGACGAGCUGAGUAUCGUGGAGAAUGAGCAGUUGGAAGUGGUGGGUGAGGGAGAUGGGGAUGGGUGGCUUAGGGCCCGCAAUUAUCGCGGGGAGGAGGGUUAUGUGCCGCAAAACUACUUGGACGUAGAGCGAGAGCCCUCCUCCGAGAACCAGCUACAGGGUGGAGGCUCCACUUACCAGCUGACAAGCCAGAUCUCCUUCUCCUCUGUGGACUACACUGUGGAUGAGGUGGAGGAGCCGAGUGAACAGAGUCUCCAGCAGGACACUGUACGGGAAGUGCACAAGCCGGCCAACAUAGAUAUAACUGGAACCUACGACAGGAGAACAUGGGCGAUAGCACUGUAUGAUUACGAGGCAACGUGUGAGGAUGAGAUAUCUUUCAACGAGGGAGAGGUGCUGGAAGUGUUGCGAAAGAUCGUCCAUGAUGACGUGGAUGACGGUUGGUGGGAGGGGAAGAUUCAUGACCAAGUUGGACUAUUCCCAUCUCUUGUUGUUGAAGAGUGCCGAGAAAACGGAGAACCGCUCACACCUGAGGGAGAUGACACUCCUCCAGGGUCCGCACCGCCUGUGUUCACACCCCCAGAUGUACCUUCGUUCCUGCUAGCCCCCCAGCAGGUGAUCAUCACCCAGCCUACACCUGUGGGAGAGCACGGACCUGCCCCUGGCAUUGGAGAUUCGGCAGAUAAAAAAACAGCGUUUACAAUGGAAAUCACAAGAGACCAACAAGAUCAAUAUAAAUCUCAGUUUGAUGGAGAGAUUCAAAUAGAAGUUACAGAGGAACCUGAUGAAACAGAGGAAAGUAUAAGCCAGGUAAUUGUGGUGGAACCUGGCGGAGAAGCACCACAGUGUCCACCUCCUCCACCUCCUGCUGCGGAUAUUGGACUAGGGGUAGCUCAGAUCGUGAUCACUGCAGCAACUCCCAUGGUGGAGGAGGAGAAGCCAUUCCCCCCACCUCCAGCUGUGGAGGAAGUGGCAGCAGAGGAACCUGAGGAGGUUGCGGAGCCCCCACCAGACUACACCGCAGCUUGCGACCAGCGACCAGCAGUGCCUGAAGAACCCGACGAUGACCAACCCACAGAUUCUGCUCCCUUCCCUAUCAGUAGCAGUACGGGAAGUGAGGAGGACUCAUACACGGGGCCCAGCACUGCAGAGAACUCGCAAAGCCACCCUCAUCCGGCCCCCGCCGCUGUAGCCAAGGCGGAGGUCGCCAUACCUGACGAGCUGGAACCACACCAACUUGCUCGGUUACAGGACCUCAAGGAGUCCGAUGCUUAAGUCUAGCCUUCCUCGCUGUGAUUCCAGACUCUUGCAUUUGUUUUUUUCGUCCACCAAUCCGACAGUGUUCCAUUUUAGCUUUUUUUAUCGGACUUGCAUGUUUUGUGCGGGUCUUUCAACCUUUGUAUAUACCAUUUUUUAAUUUUAAUUUUUGUUUUUCUACUUGGAUUUAUUGUGAACCAGCAGUAUUAGGUUGCCAGACUGUAACUGAAUGUAAUCUGAUUCUGGCUAAUAGUGAUAAAGUAGACUUGCAUUGGCUGUUGUGGUAUUAAUAAUUUAUUUUGCACUUCAUGAUAUAAAUAUGUUUUUAUUUUUUAACUAAUGCAAAAAUCAAUAACGAUAUCUGUAUGAGAAAAUGAACAUAAUAUACAGCAGACAAAAUAAUAGACUGGGAGAAAAUUUUUUUAAUUUUCCAAAAAUUUAAAGUCAGAAUUAGUUAAAAAAAGUUAUCCACACAUAAAAAUAAGGACCUAGGAUAAAAAUCCUUUCAUAUUCUUAAAGGGUUUAAAAUAUGGAGUUCAUGGCCUUCUGAGAUUUAAGAAAUUAUUUCAUUUUCUUUUUUAAUAAGACAUUUAGAAAAAGAUCUAUAUUCAGACCAUAGACAAAUAAAACAAAACAAACCAUAUUUAAACAACUUUUCACAUCAUCAUAGGGUUGCCAAUACUAAUAUUAACAUGUUAUAAGUAAAUAAAGGAAGUAACUCUUAUAAAUAAUAGCAUAUUUUAAAUCAUAAUCAUUGGCGGAAUGUCUUUGUGUAGAUGGUAACUGUAUCUUUUCAAUUUAUUAUAUUGUUACUUAUUUGUUUCCCAAUAUUAUUUAUUAAUUCUUUUUCUCUAAGAUUCCAUUUAAUCUUAGUUAUUUAUGUAUUAUUGUCUUUUUGACAUCAGUAAACAUACAUAGCGUUUUGCCUCCUCUUAUACAGAUCAUCCAUUUAAGUUCAAUGAAAUCAUAACUGAAUAAGCGAUACUAAUAAUGAUGAUAAUAAGUGAACUAUGAUCAUGAAUAAGUAUUUGUAUAAGUACGUGUAUAAUUAAAAUAAUCAGUUGCAAGGAAGUGAAGGUCAUCCUUGGUAAUGAUUUUAAUAUCAAUUAGACAAAAGUACUACAAAUUUAUACAAUACAUUAAAUUAAAACAUCAAAGUUCUUUGUCAACGUAAUAGCCUGCAUUCGUGAGUCACUUUAUUGUUGUGACACAAGAACGUGGCCAUUAAUUGGUCACAAUCAUUACAAAGAAAAAUUCCUCUAUACUUUUCAAUCAGUUUUCAUUUAAGUGAGCAGACCUAAUGAGGGAAAGUGACUGGUGGGGGGGGGGAGACAAAAGUCCCGGAGCCCACGCUCAGUGAUACUAGCCUCUACUCCCUGCUAGUAUAGAGCAAAUAUUAUAUAAUACUGUAUACUUGUAGAAUGAAGAGUUAAAAUUUCAAUUUUCUUUAUGAAGGACUAGAUAAAGAGUACAUUCAUUCAAAAUGUACAGUGACUUAAAAGUUUUUAUAUUGUGAAACAGAGGAGGUGUGAUCGGCAGGUGAGUCAAAAUAUAAAAGCUAUGUGGAGUCGAAAGAUCUGGAGACAGCUCAGCCCCCACGACCUACCCUCGCUAAGGAUGACUGUUCUUGGAAAUUUAUCAAUUGAAUCAACCUGGCUCGAACCAUUAGUUUGUCUAUCAUUCAAACAUUUCCAGAAAUAUGCACAGAAAAGCAUCGAUUUAACUGUAGUCUGAUAUUGCUUUGCCUCUAGUUAACUUUGUAGGUACAAAAUCAGUUUUCGGAUUUUUUACUCAAUGUAUUGCAGGAGGAAGUAUGAUAAAUGUAAUAAAAAAAUACUAGUCAUUCAACACGUUUUUUAAUCACUUUAUGCCAAUACAACUACAGUUUGUAAAAGAACUCAAUUUUAGUCCUAUUUCUUAUUUAAUAAGGUUAAUAAUAUAAAAUUAUGACAAUGCAAAAUUAAUAAUUAAGCAAACAAAAUAAUCUGUUAGGUUGUAAACAACAAUUUACAAAUGUGCUUUUGACUUUUUCGUUUCAUUCUCAAAUUUCAUGCCUACUGUUUUCCACAUUGUAAAAGUAAUUAUACUUUUGAUAUAUUAUAAAUUCUGUACUUUUUGACUAAUAAUUUGAACAGUAAUUUUCUCGUAGAUUUUGAUGUGAUUUUCAUUUGUGUUUCAAAUAUUUACAAACUUUUAUUUGAUUUUAAAGGUUUUCGGUGAAGGUUAUUUCUACUCUCCAAUAAAAAACUAUUAGAGCAAAACUUACAGGAGUUACAUUAAAAUUUAGAUUGUUUAUUUCUGUGUUCAUAUUAAGCAAAUGAUUUACAAACAAUAACUUCAAGUUUUUAUGUCGGUGAGAACAAAAAAGGUACCAGUUUAUGGCGCUUUUCAGUCAAACUGCAACUUUGAAAAACUCAUAACUCAGAAACUUGUGAUCUUAUUAAUACCAAACUUUUAUGCAAGACUAACAGUUACCCGAGGCUUCGCAUACAGUUUGCACCUGUUUGACCACUUUUGGGUCGAGUGAAUUAUAAUUAUGACGCCAAUGUUGACUUUGCCUUCUUGCCAGGGUCAAGAAAAUAUGUCCAGUCUUAGUAUUUUUGUCCCAUGGUUGAUUUCACCUUUUUCCUGAUCAGGAAUAUAGAAUAUAUAUAUAUAUAUAUAUAU